Brassica rapa (field mustard) is the source of this 2422-nucleotide messenger RNA. Its product is annotated as imidazole glycerol phosphate synthase hisHF, chloroplastic. The record is from RefSeq and is a predicted model, not a curated record. Lineage: Eukaryota; Viridiplantae; Streptophyta; Magnoliopsida; Brassicales; Brassicaceae. Gene Ontology annotation, molecular function: imidazoleglycerol-phosphate synthase activity. Gene Ontology annotation, biological process: L-histidine biosynthetic process.
ACUCUUGCUACGUUCAAAUCUGAAGGGAGAGCAAGCUAGAAAUCGCGUUAUUUGAGUCAAGUGAAAUCUAGGCCCAAUAUUCAAGGCCCAAUUAUUAUAUUUUAAGACACUCAGAGACGACGUCGUAAACAGUGAUGUUUUGUUUAGUCUUGGCUCUUGACAAUUGACAAUUGACAAGUGACGACGUCCUUUUGAAUUAACAAAUGAAGCACAGACAGUGAAUCACUAUCAAUGGAGGCUACAACGGCAGCUCCAUUCUCAUCCUGUGUCACUCCAAGACAAAACCUUUCUUCAUCCCCGAGUUCGUUGCUCCUCUCCCGGAAGAAUCUCGGCAGUGCUAAUCUCAAAUUCAAAUCUCCGAGAAGCCUCUCGGUUCGCGCAUUAACUCUCAGUGAAUCUGUUGUGACUUUACUUGACUACGGAGCUGGGAAUGUCUGUAGCAUCCGUAACGCUCUUCGACACCUCGGUUUCAGCAUCAAAGACGUUAAAACCCCUGGUGACAUUCUGAAUGCUGAUCGUCUCAUCUUUACCGGCGUUGGAGCUUUUGCACCCGCCAUGGAUGUACUUAACAAAACCGGGCAAGCAUCACUAAGCUCUGAGGAUCUCUUCUUUGAUUGAGGUGCUCUUUAAGUUACAUUCAUCGACUCUAGUGAGGAGAAUGGACCAGUCAAAGGUCUUGGUGUGAUACCGGGAACAGUUGGACGCUUUGAUUCUUCAGCUGGUAUAAGAGUACCCCACAUUGGCUUGAAUGCUUUGCAAGUGGGGAAGGAUUCUGAAAUUUUGGAUGAUGUUGGAAGUCGUCAUGUGUAUUUUGUUCAUUCUUACAGGGCCAUCCCGUCAAAUGAAAACAAGGAUUGGAUUUCGUCUACCUGCCACUAUGGCGAAUCCUUUAUAUCUUCCAUAAGAAGAGGAAAUGUGCAUGCAGUCCAGUUCCAUCCAGAGAAGAGCGGGGAGGUGGGGCUUUCUGUUUUAAGAAGGUUCUUGGAUCCACAAUCACCCUCGAAACAGAAACCAAUGGAAGGGAAGGCUUCGAAGCUUGCAAAGAGGGUGAUUGCUUGUCUUGACGUGAGGACUAAUGAUAAAGGAGAUCUUGUAGUUACUAAAGGCGACCAAUAUGAUGUGAGAGAGCAAUCUAAUGAAAACGAGGUUCGUAAUCUUGGAAAACCUGUGGAUUUAGCUGGUCAGUAUUACAAAGAGGGUGCAGAUGAGAUUAGCUUUUUAAACAUAACUGGAUUCCGUGAUUUUCCUUUAGGGGAUUUGCCGAUGAUACAGGUUUUGAGGUACACAUCAGAGAAUGUCUUUGUACCACUAACCGUUGGAGGUGGUAUUAGAGAUUUUACAGAUGCUACCGGCAGGUACUACUCUAGUUUGGAAGUUGCUGCUGAGUAUUUCAGAUCCGGUGCUGAUAAAAUCUCCAUAGGAAGUGACGCUGUUUAUGCUGCGGAAGAGUUCAUUAAAUCAGGGGUGAAGACAGGGAAGAGUAGUUUAGAGCAAAUAUCCAGAGUUUAUGGAAAUCAGGCAGUGGUUGUAAGUAUUGAUCCUCGUAGAGUUUAUGUGAACCAUCCUGAUGAUGUGCCAUACAGUCAUGUUCUCACCUCUUUUCUCUUUGCUUUGUCAUGGUCUAAACGAACAUGGUUGAGGCUGGCUACAUAUCAUACAUUUACAUGGCAAAAUUGGGCUGCUUUGAAAGAUCAAGGAAAAUACUCUAGAAGCUAUGUUAACUCUAGUUUCAGAUGUCUUGCGUCAAUCUUUUCUGAGCUUUUCUUGUAUAGCCUUGUGUUCUUUGUACUAUACAAAGAAUUGAGUUUCUCCAUAGUUUUGCAUACAAAUUUAAUCCACUUGCUAUUGUUAGGUCCGAAUGGGGAAGAAUAUGCAUGGUACCAGUGCACGGUAAGUGGAGGGCGAGAAGGUCGGCCUAUUGGAGCGUAUGAGCUUGCAAAAGCGGUUGAAGAGUUAGGUGCUGGUGAAAUUCUACUGAACUGCAUAGACUGUGAUGGUCAAGGGAAAGGAUUUGACACGGACUUGGUAAAGCUCAUCUCUGAUUCUGUAGGCAUACCGGUGAUCGCAAGCAGUGGAGCAGGCACUCCUGAGCAUUUUUCUGAGGUGUUUGAGACGACAAAUGCAUCUGAUGCUCUUGCUGCCGGCAUUUUCCACCGGAAAGAGGUACCAAUCCAGUCUGUGAAAGAGCACUUGGUAGAGAAGAGCAUAGAAGUCAGGAUGUAAGAAAUUCCGUUUCUGUUCAAGACUUCACGUGCUACCAUUAUUCAUGUCACACUUUCAACAAGAUCGAUUAUUAUUUUCAAUAAGUUAUUAUUAUAACAGAUUAAUCGAUCACUGAUCAUUUCGUUGUAUGAGAAUAGAUGAACUUAUGUUAUCUUUUUAUUUCAUCAUAAGAAAGCAUAUACGUUUUCAAAAUUGUUCA